UCAACAGCGGUCCUGAGGUCAGAAACUGAUUAGUGAUGAAUGAUGUACAGGGGUGGGCUACAGUCUCUAAUUGUACACCUAUACAGUGACCUAUUAAGUAGUCAGUGACUAUAAAUUAUUCAUCAGUAGUGUAUGCUUACCAGGUAACAGUCAAAGUCUCUCGCCCUUCUCUCUCUCUCUCUUUCUCUCUCUCUCUCUCUCUUUCUCUCUGUCAGUUUGACUCUGUCAUUCUCCUGCCCUCUCUCUCCCUCCCCUCCCUUAUUCUGGCGCUUAUAAACAGAGGUGCUCUGUGCAGUCUGUCCAGCUCUACAGCCCCAUCCACUCUCCUCACGCUCUCCUUUAUCCUCCUCUCUCUCUCUGUCCCGGAGUGAGUGAACUCCUCUAUUCUGCAGUCGGCUCUUCUUCUCGGUGCUCUCUGUCAGCCUGGCUCCAAUGGAGGACUACCAUAAACCCGACCAGCAGACUCUGCAGGCGCUGCGCAACAUCGCCAACCGGCUCCGCAUCAGCUCCAUCCGGGCCACCAGCGCCGCGGGAAGCGGUCAUCCAACAUCAUGCUGCAGUGCGGCAGAGAUCAUGUCUGUGCUGUUUUUCCACACCAUGAAGUACAGACCAGAUGACCCGCGCAAUCGCAACAACGACCGCUUCAUUUUGUCCAAGGGUCAUGCUGCUCCAGUGUUGUAUGCAGUCUGGGCAGAAGUAGGUUACCUGAAAGAGAGCGAACUGCUCAACCUCCGGAAGAUCGACUCCAUCCUAGAGGGCCACCCUGUUCCAAAACAGCAGUUUGUGGAUGUGGCCACAGGUUCUCUUGGACAAGGUCUAGGUGCUGCGUGUGGAAUGGCUUAUACCGGAAAAUACUUUGACAAAGCCAGUUACCGUGUCUUCUGUUUGUUGGGCGAUGGUGAGAUGUCUGAGGGCUCGGUGUGGGAGGCCAUGGCCUUUGCUUCAUAUUAUCAGCUAGACAAUUUAGUGGCCAUUCUGGACAUCAACCGGCUGGGCCAGAGUGACCCCACGCCACUGCAGCACCACGUGGAGAAGUACCAGAAACGCUGCGAGGCCUUUGGAUGGCAAGCCAUCAUAGUAGAUGGUCACAGUGUGGAGGAGCUGUGUAAAGUUCUGUGCCAGCCACGCCACCAGCCCACUGCCAUCAUCGCCCAGACCAUCAAAGGAAAGGGCAUUCCAGCGGCAGAGGAUAAGAUGGGCUGGCACGGUAAACCCCUGCCCAAGGACAUGGCUGAGAGCGUGAUAAGGGAUCUACAGAGCCACAUUCUGAACAGCAGCAAGCGUCUGUACCCGCCCGCACCUGCUGAGGACACUCUACCGGUCAGCCUGAAGAACAUCCGCAUGCCCACCGCACCCAGCUAUAAACUCGGAGACAAGGUUGCCACGAGGAAGGCAUACGGGAUGGCUCUGGCUAAACUAGGACGCUACAAUGACCGUGUCAUCGCUCUGGAUGGAGACACAAAAAACUCCACCUUCUCGGAAAUCUUCAAGAACGAAUGCCCUAACCGCUAUGUGGAGUGUUACAUCGCAGAGCAGAACAUGGUGAGUGUAGCAGUUGGUUGCGCUGCUCGGGAUCGCAAUGUCGUCUUUGCCUCCACGUUUGCCACAUUCUUCACCCGUGCCUACGACCAACUGCGUAUGGCUGCCAUCUCAGAGAGCAACAUCAACCUCUGCGGUUCACACUGCGGUGUGUCCAUCGGAGAGGAUGGUCCCUCUCAGAUGGGCCUGGAAGACUUGGCUAUGUUCCGAGCCAUUCCCACAGCGACUGUGUUCUAUCCUAGCGACGGAGUGUCCACUGAGAAAGCUGUGGAGCUGGCCGCUAACACAAAGGGUCUUUGUUUCAUCAGAACUAGUCGCCCAGAAAAUGCCAUCAUCUACAACAACAACGAAGACUUCCGUGUGGGACAGGCGAAGGUCGUAUACAAGAGCAAUGAUGACCACGUCACUGUGAUUGGAGCAGGGGUCACUCUGCAUGAGGCACUUUCGGCAGCUGAGCAGCUAAAGAAAGAGAGGAUCAAUAUCCGUGUGAUUGACCCAUUCACUGUUAAACCCCUGGACUCAAAGACUAUCAUAGACAAUGCCAAAGUCACGAGGGGUCGCAUCAUCACUGUGGAGGACCACUACCAUGAAGGUGGUCUUGGUGAGGCCGUGUGUUCAGCCGUGGUCAGCGAACCUGGUUUUAUGGUGCACCGGCUGGCCGUAGCUCAUGUCCCACGCAGCGGAAAACCCAGCGAGCUGCUCAAACUGUUUGGCAUUGACCGUGACGCCAUCGCCCAGGGAGUCAGGAAGAUGCUCAGCACCGCCACAAAUGCCAAGUAACCCCAAAACUUGGCAACCGUAUGCGGUGACCCACGGCAACAACGUGAAGAAAGCAAUGCCUGCCUUCCCAUUGUCCAAUGCGGAAUAAGGGCAACAAAAUAUGAAACAAAGAGAAGGGAUAAAGAAAGAAAACAGUGUUUUUUAUUUACUGUCACUGGUGUGGUUUUAUUCAUUCUCGUCCCAGGGUUUGUAUUAACUGUGUGAACUAUGAUUUGUCACUCCUAUCCCCAGAAAAGUAGUCUUGUUUACACAAUAUUUCAACAUUUUGGCAUGCUAGCCAGCAUCUAACCCCCGUAUCACUCAAAUGGUGGUUCGUUCAAGCCUAGAAAAGAAUACUUUUAAAGGGGAAUUGUACACAUUAAAUCAUUAAGAUGUAAACAAAGUCAUUCAGAGAGCCAUUCUGGAGAAACCAAGUCAAGAUUGUUCACAUUUGUGGUGAUAGGAACCAGACAUCCAAAGCGUUUAAAAAUAUGCAUCACAGAAUGUUAUUACAUGAAAUGAAUACAUUGCUUGAUGUUUUCUGAUAGUUUUGAUAAGGUUUUGGCCUAAACCUCCACUCGUGGUAAGAGGAACAUGCAGGCUGUUGUAAGACAAAAUAGUACCCAAAGAAAAUUUGUUUUUCAUAUAAAAACUCAGUUCGGUGGAUAGCAAAUAUUAGACAUUACAACACCUUGUUCUUAUCAUCACCACUGUGAAA
This is a messenger RNA of Colossoma macropomum (tambaqui), 3016 nucleotides long. RefSeq names its product transketolase-like. Bases 433 to 2319 code for a protein of 628 amino acids. Gene Ontology annotation, biological process: ribose phosphate biosynthetic process; pentose-phosphate shunt, non-oxidative branch. NCBI's taxonomy places the organism in Eukaryota, Metazoa, Chordata, Actinopteri, Characiformes, Serrasalmidae. Gene Ontology annotation, molecular function: transketolase activity; thiamine pyrophosphate binding. The transcript is spliced from 14 exons. The record is from RefSeq and is a predicted model, not a curated record. Gene Ontology annotation, cellular component: extracellular exosome; endoplasmic reticulum membrane.